CCCAGGAGGCUGGCAGCAGAUUCCGAGGCUGUGUGGAGAGGGGAGUGGAACCCGAGUGCGGCCUGCUUAGAAGAUGGUGCCCACCAUGUUGGGGGCUCUGAACCCCAGCGCAGGGCUCAGCCUCUUCCUCCUGUACCUCACCUUGGCAGUGAGGGUUCUGAACCCCCAGCCCCUGAGGCCUAUUCUUGAGGAACUCCCAGCCUCCCUGGAGCUGUUGCAGCCAUCGUCUGACCUGGUGGACGACUACGGGAUCCGACCCAGGCAUCCGAGGCUGCGAGGGCCUCGGCCCUUCCUCUCCCAGGCCCAGCAGCGCAAGCGGGAUGGGCCAGACAUGGCUGAGUAUUACUACGAUGCCCACCAGUGA
Molecule: messenger RNA, 364 nt
Organism: Fukomys damarensis (Damara mole-rat)
Lineage: Eukaryota; Metazoa; Chordata; Mammalia; Rodentia; Bathyergidae
Gene: Frey1
Product: chromosome unknown C11orf94 homolog
Exons: 3
Coding region: 74-364 (96 amino acids)
Source: RefSeq, a predicted model, not a curated record